GCCCGCGCUCGUCCCGCCUUCUUGUGAGCAGAAAACACUCUGGUUUCCAUCGUACGGGACCGGCUGCCGCUUCCUUUGAAGCUUCAUCUCUCAGCUCACUCUCUACCAAUCAUUCUCUCUCUUUCUUUCCUUUAUCUACCUCUCUCUCUCUCUCUCUCUGCUCAUCCUGCUGCUCUCGCUACCUCUGCCGUUCAGAACAGGGUUGUGUAUUGUCGGGGUUGAGGGGUUUGUGUUGUCAGAUAGAGGAGGGAACAUGCAGCAUCCCGGAGGAACAUGCGUGGCGUUACCCAACGUGGACGCCUGUCCUCAGCUGUCCUGCGCCGCCCUCACCUUCAUGUAUUUACAGCAGGGUAACCAGGACACACCGGCACCCCCGGAUCCAUCCAUGGCCCAGGCUUACCCAUCAGCCCAGUUUGCCCCCCCUCCCCAGAACGGCAUUCCAACUGAGUUCACAGCUUCACACCCCCAUUCACAUCCACAUUCCCACCCACAUCCUCACCAGCACCCAGCAGCACCGCAGGACUACACCGGGAUCCAGGCCUCCGUCAGCGAGCAUCCACUCAACAUGUACCAGUCCUCACAGAGCCACAGUGAGCAGAGCGCGUCAGACUCCGGCAGUCAGACGGUCACCGGCACAGCCACACAGACAGAUGAUGCUGCCCAGACGGACAGUCAGCCACCAACACAGACUGUACCUGAAAGCACAGACAGCAAGGCCCAGCCCAAGAGACUUCAUGUCUCCAACAUCCCCUUCAGGUUCAGAGACCCAGACCUCAGGCAAAUGUUUGGCCAAUUUGGCAAAAUCUUAGAUGUGGAAAUCAUCUUCAACGAGCGCGGUUCGAAGGGUUUUGGGUUCGUAACGUUCGAGCAUAGCGUGGACGCCGACAGGGCCAGAGAGAAAUUACAUGGCACCGUGGUAGAAGGCCGUAAAAUAGAGGUCAACAAUGCAACAGCCCGAGUAAUGACAAAUAAGAAGACUGUCAACCCAUAUGCAAAUGGCUGGAAGUUAAAUCCAGUGGUCAGCGCUGUCUACAGCCCAGAAUUCUAUGCAGUACCAGGUUUUCCCUAUCCAGCAGCCAGUGCAGCAGCGGCGUACAGAGGAGCCCACCUACGAGGUCGAGGACGGACCGUUUACAACACAUUCAGGGCGGCUGCUCCGCCUCCCCACAUUCCAGCUUACGGAGGUGUUGUUUACCAGGAUGGAUUUUAUGGUGCAGAUAUUUAUGGUGGUUACGCUGCCUACAGAUAUGCCCAGCCUACUGCUGCCACAGCUGCUGCAUACAGUGACAGUUACGGACGAGUAUAUGCUGCCGACCCCUAUAACCACACACUCACUCCAGCAGCCACAUACAGCGUUGGUGCCAUGAAUGCGUUUGCCCCGCUGACAGAUGCCAAAACUCGGAGCCAUGCAGACGACGUGGGGCUCGUGCUGUCCUCUCUCCAAGCUAGUAUAUACCGGGGAGGGUACAGUCGCUUUGCACCCUAUUAGCAACACCUCCGACCUACUAUACUCAACCUUCCAACGGGAGAGAAAGAAAGUGUGUGUGCGAGCGAGUGUGUGAGCGAAUGAGAGCAGAGGAGAGAUGUUACUGAGGCCUGGGUAUUGCAAUACAUGCAGUUUGUGCAUCAUUUCAGCAUCUCCUAAGAGAGAAGUACAAAAAAAGAAUAAAAUGACAGCUGAUAUUUUUCAUCUUAUACCUCAGAUAUUUUGUGCUGUGUAUUUUGAUAUUGUGGAUUUUUAAUUUCUAAAGAUUUAAACAUAGAUUAUCAGCUGUAGAGGUUUUUCCAUGGUACUAAUAGAGCGCUGCUAGAGUAAUGAUUAGGACAGAGGAAAUAUUUAUCAGAUUCAAAUUGUUAGGGCUUGUAUAGAACUUCAAUCCUGUAAGAUAGGUCAUAGUCAAACUUUCGGGUUUUUAUGUUUUGUAAGAGUGUUAAAGUGACUAUGCCAGUCAAGUGUUGUUGUUUUACUUCUCUCAGCUUUCUUUGGCACUUCCUCUGUCAGUUUAGCAAUGAUAAUGUUGUUUUAUAGUUUGGUUUGGGAGGAAGUAAAGAAGCCUUGGAAAACAAUCGACACAGACAAUAUGUUCCUUUAAGGGUAGGGUGUUAAAGAAGCUGAGGGCAGCCAUGAUUGUUAUUUUUUAAGUCCAUUAUCUUGAGAUCACAAUUUGAUUUUUUUUAUCUUGUUACCUCAAGAACAAACUGUUUACUUAUUACUGCAACUUCACAUGCUUAUAAUUAUUUUGACAAACCAAAAUAAUAAUUUCUUUUUUUUCCUUAUGUUUCUUAACAUAUGAAAUUGCAUUGCAUUCACAAAAAAGUUAAAUAUGUUCUUUGUGAAUGCUUUAAAAAAAAGUUAAAUGUAGUUUCUGUAACAGUAAAACACCGUCAUAUCUCAUGGCAAAACCUUAAUUUAUACAGCAUUUUUAAAGUAAUUUAUAUGGAAUAAAGCUGUUUGUUUAACAUUUGGUAAAUUGCACAGAAACCUACUGUCAUAUCUCAAUUAUAUAAAUGGUAACUAAUAAUAAUAUAAUAUUUGCUAUAAACUUUUACUAUAUCCUAACAGUAGCACAUGAAACAGAUAAUCUGUGGAAAAUCAGGUUCCUCUGGCUCCUCCUAGUGCUCCUAAUGGCAUUUGCAAAAAUCCACCGGGCCUGAAUGAAAAUAACCAAUCAGAGCCAAGGAAGAUAGGUGACUGUUGAGUCUCAAUCCCAGGUUGUCUAAUACAAAUUCUUUGGCACCCUAGGAAUGAGACUCAGCAAUCAACUAUCUUCAAACUUCCAAGUGUGUUUAUAUCUCUCUCGCCUCUGAUAUGUUGUUUCCGUUUAGGCCAGGUAGAUUCUUGCAAAUACCAUUAGCAGCACUAGGAGGAGCCAGAGGAAGCUGAUUUUUUCACAGAUUAUCUGACUCAUGUACUACUGUCAGGACACAGUGAAAGUUUCAGCAAAUAUGAAAAGAAGUUAUUUUUAUAAAAGUUACCUACUGCAGCUUUAAGAUAAGGUCUACAGUUUUCCUUUGGUGAAUGCAAUGCAUUUUCAUUUUCAAGUUCAUUUGUUGUUAAAACAAGAUGUUUCUCUAAUGACAAAAAUACUUUCUCCAAUAAUGGCAUCUUUGCUCUUCCAUAGCUUAUCUUGAGAUAGCGAGGUAAUGAAGUCAUGAUCUGUGAAUUAAAUAAAACUACAACAGGUAUUAGCAAUCACAUCUGCUCCCAGCUUCCACAACAGAGGUGAAGUUUAGUUUCCUUUUCAGGGAGAGAGUGGUGUUAUUCAGGCUGUAGGUUUAUCAACUAAAUAAUGUGGUUAUAUCUUAGAUCACUUCAAGCCAAAGGUUCUGGUAGACAUAUCUGGUGUGUUUAUGUGUAUAGUCAAGAUUCUACAUAAAUAUGAAUUAUGAGUUAAGAAAAAAAAGGCUUGCCAUGGCAACAAAACUGUUCAACCCAUUUAAUUGCUUAGUCCACAUGCUGUGAUAUGAAAAAGAAUUAGGGCCACAUGAAUUAAAAAAAAAGAUAAAUUAGAUUAACUACAGGAAAAGUUUGGAUCCACUUGUUGGGAGAUUAAAUGUUUUGUGGCACUAAUCCUCUUCCGUACUGAGUAGUGUUGGCCAUCCAGACAUAGAUGUUUUUUAUAUAAACUUCCAAUAUAUUCAUUGGUAUAAUGAUGAUGAUUUUUAUAUUACAGGAGAGAUUUAAAAAAUAUAUAUAGCAGUGGCCAGUGCUGCUGUGUCUAUUUUAUCUUUUUGUUUGUUUUGUUUUGCCUCGUUUUUUUAACUUUUCUUUCAUAUUUCAAAUUGAAAGGGGGGUAAAGUAUAAUAAUCCAACAAUGUAUUAUAUUUGAACUGUGCAGUGAAGAUGUUCUCUUAUAUGAAAUACACAAUGGUAUAAUGUUUUAGAUUUAGACGAGUAGAUGAGUUGUUAGGGCGAGCUAUCUCAUUUUCUAUCAAAUCAUAUUCAGAUUUUUAUUAACUCUUUACAAAUAAUGUAACCACAAUGUAGAUACUCUCAUUCAUCUAUUCUUUUUUGUUGGUCAGCUGUACCAUUUUGCACAUAAACUUGUAAUUUUCACAUAAACCUGAGACAUAUCAGUGCUGUAGUUGUAAUAUUUGUUCAUUUCUUUCUCAUUCAUAAUGUGACAUCCUUUCUGCUAUUUUCUAGAAGUCUUUCUCUUUGAAAAUUAACUGUUUGAAUAUUACAAUACUAAAUGAAUAUGAGAAAUAAAUGAUUUGUGGACAGACUAAUCUAUGAUGUAAAUAGAAGUUAAUGGAAUAAAUCUGUAGUGUAUUUGAAAAGCACUACAUGGGCAACAGGAGCUCUGCUACGGCUGCGUUGCAAGCCAGCCUACGGGCCGCUUCCUGUGCCACAUUCUGUUUACAACUAUUCCCAAUUAGUGGUGUUGUUAAUAUCUCCCUUUUUUGUAUUUAUAACAAAUUAGAUAGGAAAAACUCUCAGAUGCAUCACAUUAUAAAAAAGGCAGCGGUAAGAGUCUCAGGGGGGCUGCUCGGCUCCGCUGGUUCGAACCUUCUUCUGUGUGCUGUGUGCGAGGACUGUCGAUCAGAGCUUGGGCGACCUGUAGUCCUCACUAUGCUGAAUGUCUGACUCCGCAACUACUUUAUACAAGCUCUGCUUCCAGUAGGUGUUGUGGUUCAAAACAAGGCUUCCUACCCAGUCAUUGUAUGUGCAUGUACUAAUGGUUCUUCCACUAAUCAAUAACCAUCAAUAAAGUUUUGUUUUCUCAA
Molecule: messenger RNA, 4728 nt
Organism: Dicentrarchus labrax (European seabass)
Lineage: Eukaryota; Metazoa; Chordata; Actinopteri; Moronidae
Gene: rbfox1
Product: RNA binding fox-1 homolog 1
Exons: 12
Coding region: 254-1489 (411 amino acids)
Biological process (GO): regulation of alternative mRNA splicing, via spliceosome; nervous system development
Cellular component (GO): cytoplasm; nucleus
Molecular function (GO): mRNA binding
Source: RefSeq, a predicted model, not a curated record